Messenger RNA from Triticum turgidum subsp. durum (durum wheat), 1497 nucleotides. NCBI's taxonomy places the organism in Eukaryota, Viridiplantae, Streptophyta, Magnoliopsida, Poales, Poaceae. The record is from the annotation of a GenBank genome assembly.
AUGGAUCUUGCAAUAUCUGCCGUUACAGGUGACCUCGCCAGCCGAUUCAUCUCUUUUCUCAUGAACAAAUACACGGAUCAUGUAUGCUCAGAGGAGAAGGCGGAGAGGCUACAACAACUCUUGUUGAGAGUUCACACGGUCGUCGAGGAGGCGGACGGACGAUGCAUCACCAACUCUUGUAUGCUCAUGCAGUUGAAGCAGCUAUCGUCAGCCAUGUACCAAGGGUACCAUGUGUUGGACAACGUCAGGUACAAGCAACAUAAGGAGGCAUCCAAGGACUUGGUGAGCGAUUCAUCUACCUCGUCCGAUUAUAUCAUUCCUUUCAAACGUGCUCGGACAGCCUAUUCUUCGACAAACAAGGCCUCCAACUCGGGAUUACAAAGUGCACUUGAGAAUCUGGAAGGUGCUGUUACUGACAUGGUGGAGUUUGUUGUGCUUUUGGGCGGAUGCGAGCGCAUCUCCCGGAGACCGUAUGAUGCCUAUCUUCAGGUCGACAACUUCAUGUUUGGUCGGCAUGUCGAGAAGCAGAAGAUCAUCAACUUCUUGCUGCAAGAGAACAUACCUGGUCCUCCGGCAGUGCUACCAGUCGUUGGUGGACGUGGAGUUGGGAAGAAAACUCUUGUUGCACAUGUAUGCAGGUAUGACAGGGUGCGUUCUCACUUUGCAGUUAUUUUGCACCUGAACGGAGACGGUCUUACGAGAAUAACAUACCAUGAAAUUCCGUCAGGGAGGAACGGAGACGGUCUUACGAGAAUAACAUACCAUGAAAUUCCGUCAGGGAGGACACUGGUAGUUGUCGAGUUUGCUUCCGAUGUAGAUGAUGAUGACUGGAAAAUAUUUUAUUCAUCUGUUACGUGCAUGGACAGAGGAAACAAAGUGAUAAUCUUAGGCCGAAAUGAAAGCUUGAAGAAACUUGGGACUGUCCAGAGUAUAUCUCUGAACCGUCUGGCAUUCGAGGAGUACAGGUACCUGCUCAAGACGCUCGCAUUCGGAAGCCUGAAGCCAGGAGACCAUCCGUGGUUAGCAACGAUAGUGGAAGAGUUCGCUGUGGUGUUGGAAGGAUCACUUGUUUCAGCUAACUUGCUUGGAUAUGCAGUGAGAAACAAUCUAAAUGCCCAUUUCUGGCUUAGCACAUUGAACAAGAUCAGAAUCACAAGGAAGAUGAUCAUGUCCAGGUUUGGCUGCCAUCCAAAUGGCCUUUUCGAUCAAGACCGUCCGGUGCACUUUGGCUCUCACCACCUCUUGUCUCCUGCUGCUCGCCUUAUACCCUCUGCUAGCUGUCUGGAUAGUAGUCUACCCAAAGUCAUAUUCGGGGACGUACUAGGAGAACCAGGCCAUAUUGCUCCAACGAAGGGAGAUUUUAGGCUGAUCUCUUGGGAAUCAAGGUUACCACCAUAUACUGCGUUUGUUCAUCUGUCUCGCUUUGUUCCAAGUUGUGUGGAUGAUAAGCCUGAAGCACCCUUGUCAGGGAGGAAGCGUCUGGGGCCAUCUGCGUAG